CAAAUAAUUGAAAUUUUAGCGGAAGUUUUACAAGAGUAAAAUAAAUUUGGCAUUUUUAAUUAUUUUUAUUGGUAUUUUACAAUAUGUUUAUCACAGAGCGAAAGGAGGGAGGAAGUCGUCACUUAAUCAGUUUCUUACAUUCACCAGUCGUAAAAGAAACUUCCACGCUGGGACCUGACGGAGAUAAUCCACUAUCAAAAACUUGUAAAAUAACGAAUGAUCAAUUUGAAAAAUCGAAAAAUGAAGUGAAUUAUAAAAUUACAUUCAAAACAUCUUCAUCGUUUACAAUUCCAGUGGUUGAUGAGGAUGUUCCGCCUGUUUCUAGCAAUGUUGAAACGCAUCGCAUUUCUGUCAACACCAAAAGUGAGCAAAACUCCGAAAUUGAGCUUGAAACUUUUACGUCUGAUUGCAAAAUAGAAGUCAAAUCUAGAGCAAACAGUUCAUAUACUUUAUUCGAAGAAAGUCACAAUUUAGAAACAUCAAACAGCAUUGAAAUUAAAGAAGAAAUUGGUGAAAAGUGUAUAAAACUUCAAGUGAAUUCAAAAUAUGAAUCAAAUACAAAUAAAAUUCCGAAUAAGAAUAUAUUAACACAAAUAUUAGAAGAAAGUGUUUCGGAGGUACCCUUCGAUUCAGAACAUUAUACUGCAACAGUAGGAUUAUUCAUGAAAGGAGCUCAAGAACCAUGGCCUAAAGAUGUUAAACUGUAUCAGCCAUUUGAAGUAGAACAAAUAUUACUUCCAGACAACGCAAACUGUCUUGCUGUUCAAGCGUUUUUGAAAAUGUGUAACCUUCACUAUGAAGUUGAACCAAGGGCUAAUGCAGAGUUUAUGUCCCCAUCAGGAAAAGUUCCAUUCAUUAAAUGCGGGGCCUUUGUCAUAUCUGAACUUGAAGGAAUUGUUCACUUUGUUUCUAAAAAGGAUAUAUCCCUAACAUCAAAAUUAGAUGAUAAUCAAAAAUCAGAAUUACGUGCAUAUACCUCUUUAGUACGAAAUGUACUAGAAAAUGCUGAGUUAUAUAUUUGCUGGUGUGAUUCAGAAACAUAUAAUGAAGUAACAAAGCCAAGGUAUGGUUGUGUUUAUCCAUGGCCUCUAAAUUUAAUUCAAACAUGGACAAAAAAAUAUCAAGUUGUUAAUCAUUUAAAAGUCAUGAAAUGGUAUGAAAAAUCCUUAGAAGAUGUUUAUGGUGAGGUGGAAAGAUGUUGUGAAUCUUUAAGCAUUAGAUUACAGAAGCAAGAAAGCCCAUAUUUUUUUGGAAAUCAACCGACAGAGUUGGACGCCCUAGUUUUUGGACAUCUAUUCGCGAUUAUCACCACUCCACUUCCAAACAGUCAUCUUGCAAAUAUAGUAAAAAAUUUCCCGUUAUUAAUAGACCUUGCAAAACGAAUUGAGACGGCUUAUUUUAAAAAGGAAAUCAAUGGUUCAUAGGGAAACGUUAUUACCAUUAUUGAUAGUUAUGAUUUGUAGAGUAGAAAUUACUAGAGAAAAAAGUGCUUGUUUCAUGCAACGCAUGGAUAUUACAUCUCAAUUUCACAUGAAUUAACAGUAUAUAUUUUUUAAUAAAGAUGGAAAGUAUGAUAUUUAUUUGAAUGUAUGAAGUGUGUUGUUCGCAUAAUUUUAUUUAAAACGAUUACGUAAUACCUAUGUAUUUUUUACCUUUGUAAUUAAAAUAAAAAAAGAAAUAAUGUAGAUAAAUAAAGUUCAGUCAAUUAUACAAAAUGUUUUAUUCGUUUUAUAAAUGUAAAACAAGUGUUAAAUAAAAAUUGUUAUAAGCA
Molecule: messenger RNA, 1771 nt
Organism: Agrilus planipennis (emerald ash borer)
Lineage: Eukaryota; Metazoa; Arthropoda; Insecta; Coleoptera; Buprestidae
Product: metaxin-2
Exons: 6
Coding region: 84-1424 (446 amino acids)
Biological process (GO): mitochondrion organization
Cellular component (GO): SAM complex
Source: RefSeq, a predicted model, not a curated record